Molecule: messenger RNA, 697 nt
Organism: Drosophila ficusphila
Lineage: Eukaryota; Metazoa; Arthropoda; Insecta; Diptera; Drosophilidae
Exons: 2
Coding region: 82-597 (171 amino acids)
Source: RefSeq, a predicted model, not a curated record
UUAUCGAUAGGUUUCCCCAGGAAAAUUAAUUUUAAUUGAAAAGCAAAAGUCAUUGGAAGUCUCGAGAGCUCUUUUCUUGGAAUGAAAAAAGAAGCAGAUAAGAUGUACGGCAAUAGAAGGUCAUUCGAUGAUCCAAAAUCGUUUUUGACAUUGGAUGAGUACUUCAACCAGUAUGUGAAGCCAUCGCCCUGUGUCCAUCGGCGUCGUUAUGUGCCGUACUCCUCACGGUCGGAGCACUUCAGGCGAAUGCACUACUUCGGCCCCGCCUAUCGAAAGAAGCUGUCCACCAAGACGGAGUUGAUCAACCAGCGCUCGGAGCACCUGAGCAGCCAGAUCCGCGACAUCUGCCAUGUACUGGAGUCCAAGAUCCUGAUAAAUGGGGCCGAGAAACGUCUGGAGCAGCUAAUAAAACGGAUGCCCAAGCCAUCGCCACCCUCACAAAACAAGAAUGCCCAGGAUGCCCGGGCCAAAGAUGCACAGAAGCCUGUGCAUCCGCAACAGGAUUCCCCGGACACCCAACCCCUUGUCGUCACCAUCGGCGACGAGGUGAUCUACGACGAGACCUACAAGCUGGACCCCAUCUGGAUGCCCAAUUAAGAUGGAUACUCCGAUUCUCCAGGCAUUAUGACACAACCUGCAGAAGCAGAGAAACCACCUUGUCGGCAUAAAUAAAUAAAUAAAUAUCCCAUAUUGCCAA